AUGCCAAUAUGUGCUUGUGGAAAUUGUGAUCUAGCCAUCGUCACUUCCUGGUCAGAUCGCAACCCUGGAAGGCGAUUUUGGUCUUGUCUUCGUAAUGAGAGAAGGUGUGGUUGGAUUGGGUGGUUUGAUGAGCCGAUGUGCCUUAGAUCGGUGGAAGUGAUACCUGGGUUAAUCAGGUCUAUGAAUAAGCUCCAAGAAUCUCUUCAACAAGCUACACUGCAAGCUAGGAUGUAUAAAUUAAUCAUUCUCUUCAGUUGGGGUCUUUUUGCAAUUCAUUACUUGAAGCAUGGUCGAAGUUGCCUCUGA
Molecule: messenger RNA, 306 nt
Organism: Lactuca saligna
Lineage: Eukaryota; Viridiplantae; Streptophyta; Magnoliopsida; Asterales; Asteraceae
Source: the annotation of a GenBank genome assembly